AUGGAACUACACAGAACGAGUAGAGUCUAUGGGUCCUGCAUUCGUGGGGAAAAGGAAGAACAGCAAGGGAUGGAGAGGACAGAACCCCCCCUGCUCCUGUCCGAGUUCCUCAAGCUCUCCAUUGUCCCUGCUCUCACCUCUCGCCACUUCUACUCCAAAUUUCCGUUACCACCAUCCUCUUCAACCCCGGCUUCUUUUCCACUCUUGACUCUUCAGGGCUCAAUUUCAGCUGUUGCUGAGGAAAAAGCCAUUGUUUCCAAACUGCCUCCAGAGAGCUCCACUGAGAAAGACCAACAAAAAUCUAAUUUGGAAAACUUGGGAGAGUUGACAUCAUGGAAUACUUCAUGGAUACUCCCUGUAUUUGGAACAAGGCGAUUGACAUUUUCACUAUUUGAAGAAAUGAAUGGAGUUCUAAAGAACAUGCUUUCAGAGUGGUUCUCGACAGGAUUCCUAAACUUGGAACGGGUCACUUGGCAAUCACCUUGUGAAGUACUCCAGAAAAUUAGUGAUUCUGAAGCUGUGCAUCCUGUUAGAAACUGGGUUGAUAUGAAGCGUCGAGUUGGGUCGUAUAGAAGAUGCUACUUUUUUUCUCACUGUGCAAUCCCAGGAGAACCAUUGAUAGUCUUGCAUGUUGCACUAACCAGUGAUAUCUCCAGCAGCAUCCAGGCCAUAGUGAAAGAAGUGCCACCUUUAGAAACAGAAGAUACAGACAAAAUUACAACAGCAAUUUUCUACUCAAUCAGUUUGACUCAACAGGGGCUGCAAGGUGUGGAACUUGGGACUUACCUCAUCAAACGGGUUGUAAAAGAGCUGCAGAAAGAACUUCCUCAGAUAAAAGCUUUUUCCACUCUUUCGCCUAUCCCGGGAUUCACAAAAUGGCUUGUUGGUCUCCUCUCCUCAAAAACAAAAGAACUGGAAAGAAAUGAACUUUUUACAGAAUCAGAAUGGCAAGAAAUCUCUGAGAUCACAGGAGACUCUACUACUGAAAUGCUAAAGAAACUCUUAAAUAACAAUGAGUGGGUGAGAUCAGAAAAAUUAGUUAAAGUGCUCCAUUCACCGUUUAUGAGGCUCUGUGCCUGGUAUUUGUAUGGAGAGAAACAUCGUGGCUAUGCUCUUAAUCCAGUAGCAAAUUUUCAUCUUCAGAAUGGCUCUGUGAUGUGGCGGAUAAACUGGAUGGCGGACACAAGCCCUCGGGGCAUUGCUUCUUCUUGUGGCAUGAUGGUAAACUACCGAUAUUUCUUAGAGGAUACAGCCAGUAAUAGUGCAGCAUACCGGGGGACUAAACAAAUUAAAGCCUCAGAGCAGGUUCUUUCCUUGGUGUCUCAGUUCCAGCAAAAUAGCAAGCUUUAAUUAAAUAUUAUGAAAACUAAGAACAAGUGUUCCUUACCUAUAAAGAGCUGUAAUAUUUUGCACUGUCUAUAUUUAAAUGAGAAUGUCCCUUAUAAAACCAAUUUACUCAGUACAGCACGAUGCAAAGUUAUCUAGAUUAUCAGUUGUCUUGCUUAUGUUGCCAUAUAUUCAAAACCUAAUCGACUGUGAUUGAGUCACUGUAAGUUCUAGAUACCUGUUACGUGCAAAUGGGUUGGAGGUAUGUAUUAAAGGGUGAGUAGAAUUCUCUCAAUCAGUUACAACUCAGUGGUAACUUGAAUGGGUAAUACUUGAGCCGUACCAUUAUUCUGUUGAAUAUAAACCUGUAUAAACUGUGUCUUCAGAAGGAGCUGCACUUUGUCAUAAUACUGCUAUAGAUAGUUCAGUACCAAAGUACCUGGAAAGAAGUACUGAAUGAAGGUAAAUUUUUGGUCAAAUAUAUUAGCAAAAUGGUAAUCUACAGUUUUAUUUCAAUAAUAUCCAUCUUAUUCUCCCUCAAAAACUCUCAUGUAAAACCUCUGGGUAUUUUCCUUUUUCAAAACCCUAAAAAUCUCACUGAGUCCUAGCUUUGCUGGAGCAUGGAAAAGCCUUGCAUUAAUAUUGUUGAAAAAUCAGGAUCUCUCAGUGCAGCAGGUAUGUAGUAUUAUAUUUGCACUUUUGUCUACUAAAAUACAAUGAGCAAGAAGGAAGCGUUCAAAUAAGAGGGGAAUAAGAGAUUAUAUUAUACUUUGGUUCUGGUAAUUUUUUAAGUUGAUAAAGAGCUUUUUUAAGAAAGAGGUAGGUGUGACCUGUAAACCAAUAAAAUAAACU
Pygoscelis adeliae (Adelie penguin) is the source of this 2178-nucleotide messenger RNA. RefSeq names its product malonyl-CoA decarboxylase (gene MLYCD). Gene Ontology annotation, biological process: acetyl-CoA biosynthetic process; malonyl-CoA catabolic process; positive regulation of fatty acid oxidation. The transcript has 6 exons. Gene Ontology annotation, cellular component: peroxisomal matrix; mitochondrial matrix. Lineage: Eukaryota; Metazoa; Chordata; Aves; Sphenisciformes; Spheniscidae. Gene Ontology annotation, molecular function: malonyl-CoA decarboxylase activity. The coding region runs from base 1 to 1350 and encodes 449 amino acids. The record is from RefSeq and is a predicted model, not a curated record.